AUGACUGAUUCAAUUCUCAUCCAGCAUGGCACUGUCAUCUCCAUGGACCCCGCUCUCGGAAUCAUCCGUGACUGCGACAUCCUGAUCGAGGGCAACACCAUAGUCAAAGUCUCGCCCAACAUCACUGUCCCGGACGCAUCCACCACACGCAUCAUCGACGCAACCAACUGCCUAGUCUCGCCAGGCUACGUCGACUGCCACCACCACCUGUGGCAGCAGCUGCUGCGGUCGAUCGGCAGCGACUGGUCUUUGAUGGACUACGCGCUGAUCAUGCGGACGUGCUUCGGCAGCCUGUACACGGCCGACGACGUCUACACGGCCAACUACGCCGGCGCCGUCGACCUGCUGCACAACGGCAUCACGACCGUCGUCGACCACUGCCACAUCCUCAACUCGCCCAGCCACGCCGACGCCGCCGUCCGCGCCCUCAAGCACGCCCGCAUCCGCGGCGCCUUCUGCUACGGCCUCUACGCCAACCCGCCACUCAACACCACCCACCACCCCGAUGCAGCCGCCAUCAACACGGCUGACCCGGCCUUCACCCCCGCCGCCCGCCGCGACGACCUGCGCCGCGUCCUGGCCCAGCACUUCGCCACCACCAGCGACGGCGGCGCCAGCAACACGUGGGAAUCCAGCCUCCUCGUCUGCGGCCUCGCGACCAACGAGCCCGAGACGGCGGGCGCCGCCGGCAUCGCGGCCGAAAUCGCCUUCGCGCGCUCUGCGGACCUGCGCCUGCCGCUCAUCACGUCGCACGUCGCCAUCGGGCACUACGACAUCUCGCGCGCGCAGGUCGUCCAGCACCUCGGCGACAACCACGAGCUGGGACCGGACCUGCUCUUCUCGCACGGCGCGGCGUGGACGGAUGCGGAGUGCGCGCUGCUGGCGCGGAGCGGCGCGGGGGUGGUGUCGACGCCCGAGACGGAGUUGCAGAUGGGGAUGGGGCAUCCGGUUGCGUUUAGGGUGGGGGGUGAGCCAUUUGGGUGCACGAAGGUGGGGUUGGGGGUGGAUGUGACGUGCAGUCAGAAUAACGAUAUGGUGGCGCAGGCGAGGUUGUUGCUGCAGGCGCAGCGGGCGAGGGAUAGUGAGGAGAGGUUUAAGAAGGGCAAGAAGCCGCCGUUGAAGUGUCCGCGUAAGGCGGUCGAUGUGCUGAGGUUGGCGACGCAGGGGGGCGCGGAUGCGCUGGGGAUUGGACAUUUGGUGGGCAGUCUGACGCCGGGGAAGAGGGCGGAUGUCGUGGUUACGGCGUGUGACGGCUUGGGCAUGGUGCCGGCGGUGGAUCCGGUGGGCAUGCUGGUGUGCAAUUCGAAUGCGUCGGAUAUACGGACCGUGUUGGUGGAUGGGAGGGUGGUUAAGGAUGAGGGGAAGUUGGUUGGUGUCGACUGGGAGGCGUUGAGGGAAGACGUCAGGAAGAGGUCUGAGAGGCUGGUCAGAGCGAGUCAAGUCAUUGUGCCGGAGUUGAUGAAAGGCAUCUCCAAGGAGGAAGACGACUUUGAAGAGACUGUGAAGAAGCUUACUGAGGCUCUGGCUAUGGGCGCUAAGGGCAAUCUUUAG
Molecule: messenger RNA, 1551 nt
Organism: Lasiodiplodia theobromae
Lineage: Eukaryota; Fungi; Ascomycota; Dothideomycetes; Botryosphaeriales; Botryosphaeriaceae
Product: Fumarylacetoacetase
Exons: 1
Coding region: 1-1551 (516 amino acids)
Molecular function (GO): hydrolase activity, acting on carbon-nitrogen (but not peptide) bonds
Source: RefSeq, a predicted model, not a curated record